Molecule: messenger RNA, 2276 nt
Organism: Alosa sapidissima (American shad)
Lineage: Eukaryota; Metazoa; Chordata; Actinopteri; Clupeiformes; Clupeidae
Gene: kif2c
Product: kinesin family member 2C
Exons: 22
Coding region: 167-2233 (688 amino acids)
Biological process (GO): microtubule-based movement
Molecular function (GO): microtubule motor activity; ATP binding; microtubule binding
Source: RefSeq, a predicted model, not a curated record
ACCGCCUUUCUUUCCCGACCUGCCCAGCGGCCACUUCCGUUGACGUCUUUUAAAUGUUGGGCGGUUGACGGGAAGAGCGAUUUUCGAUUGUUUUGGAUAUAACUUCUUAUUCAUUGCAACUGCACUAAAAUAUUCCCUUCGAGCUUCUAGCUUUUUAAUUAGAGACAUGGAACAGGCUAAAUUUGAAAUAGGCAUGGCUGUCAUGAUUAGUCGCAGCGAUGGGAGAACUCAUGCUGCCACUGUGAAAAGUGUGGAUGAGCUGAAAGCUGCCGUGAAUGUUGAAUGGCAGGAGGAUGGAGCUUAUAAGGGGAAAGAGAUCGCUAUUUCUGACCUCUGGGUCAUCAACGCGCACCUUUUCCAGCAGCCAGAGACUCCCAAACCGCCUGUCCAAGUGCCGGCUGAGCAGCCCCCAGCACAGAAGAAAUAUGAAGGGAGACUCAGGUCAUCCAGAAUGCUCCCACCAUCAGACACUGCACCUCAAGCCGGUCCGUCUGAGGAGCCAGUGUCCAAGAGGUUCACAUCCAAUUUCUCGAGGGCUGCGUGUAGGCAGUCAACUGUGGUGGACCCCGCUGUCUCUAGUGACGGUGUGGCCCAGGACAUGCCCCCAUCCGCCAUUCCUAGACCAUCAGCACUGCCUACCUAUCCCAAAAGGACCAAGCCAAAGCACACUGCCCAGCUCCCACUGGUCGAGGCUAUGUGCGAGAGUGAGGAAUCAAGGUGUGCUCCUCCAAGCACGGCAGCCCGUCGAAUGUCUGUAUCACAGAAUGGUAGUGCUGCUGGAAGCAAGCGGUUGUCAAUCAUGCCAAAAGCCUCUGAUACCCAGACCAAGAAGGUCAAGCCAGCAGAAGCGAGUCGGACUAACAAACCAUUUCACCAGAUGAUUGAGGAAUACAGAGAGACUGUGGAAAAAGUUCCCAUGUCGCAUUCUGGCCGUGUGCAAAAUCCCAGAAUAUGUGUGUGUGUUCGAAAGCGUCCACUAAGCAAGAAAGAACGUGGUAGAAAGGAAGUUGAUGUUGUGACUAUUCCUGGGAAUGGAACGCUGCUGUUUCACGAGCCCAAGCAGAAAGUGGAUCUCACAAAGUAUUUGGAGAACCAGGUCUUUCACUUUGAUCACUCAUUUGAUGAAGAGGUCACCAAUGAAACUGUUUACAGGUACACAGCCAAACCUCUGGUGCAUAGCAUCUUUGAAGGUGGUAUGGCAACUUGCUUUGCUUAUGGCCAAACUGGCAGUGGGAAAACUCAUACAAUGGGAGGAGAUUUUUCCGGAAAGAACCAGAACAGCUCAAAGGGCAUCUAUGCUUUGGCAGCCCAAGAUGUUUUCAGCCUCUUGAGGCAGUACCCAGAUAUAGACCCCUUUGUUUCGUUUUUUGAAAUCUACAAUGGCAAGGUGUUUGACCUGCUGAAUAAGAAGGCCCAGCUGCGCGUGCUGGAAGACGAGUGGCAGCAGGUUCAGGUGGUCGGCCUGCAGGAGAUGAGCGUCACCUGCGUGGGAGACGUCAUCAAGAUGAUCGAGAGGGGCAGUGCUUGCCGGACGUCAGGCCAGACGUUUGCCAACGCCAACUCCUCGCGCUCCCACGCAGUGCUGCAGAUUAUCCUGCGGCGUAACCUGCAGCUACACGGCAAGUUCUCUCUGGUCGAUCUAGCUGGGAACGAGCGGGGAAUGGACGUCCGCAGCAACGACCGUCAGACUCUUGCAGAGACCGCCGAGAUCAAUCGUAGCCUGCUGGCCCUGAAGGAAUGUAUUCGGUCCCUGGGACACAAUAGUGACCACAUCCCAUUCAGGAUGAGCAAGCUAACUCAAGUUCUUCGUGACUCCUUUAUCGGAGAGAACUCCAGGACAUGCAUGAUCGCAAUGAUCUCACCUGGUAUGGGCUCUUGUGAUUACACCCUCAACACGCUUCGCUAUGCUAACAGAGUGAAGGAGCUGAAUGGGACAUCUAAGGCUGUGCAGGACGCAGCCAACAAGGGAGAGAUGUCGGCCAGCUGCAGCUCCUCAGAUGACUCCAUCGUUCCCCUGUAUGACGUCAUGUCCCAGGUGGCGGAGAUGGAGGAGAAGUUACGAGAGGAGAUCUUGGCUGGCAGAGAUUUCUAUGCAUCCAUGGUCUCUCCAUCAUUCGAUGCUUUGGCUAGUCUACCAGAAAUCAGAGACUUUUUCCAGAGAUCACUAGAUGCUGUCAAGGCUUUGGAAGAAGCGAUUAAGACGGAAGAAGAGCUGACCUCUUUUACAACCUGAGCUUGUUUUAGCAAUGUAAAUGUUGUUAAAUAAGAUUUGUUUU